AAUAGAAAAUGAAAGUUAGGAAACAUGACGAAACCCGGAAGAUCACGCUCAGUUACGUGUUAGCGUAGAAAAACAAUGGUGUCCUCACGCAAGUUCUCCGAGGGUCUUCUUUUAUUUUGUGUUUUCUUCUUUCCAAAUGUUGUUUCUCCGGUAUCUACCGAACUAAAUGUCCGACACUCAUCUCAAGUAAAGCUUCGUGUGAAAAGGCAGGAAUGUCAAGAUGGCACUUACGAGCACGGAGGCAUAAACUGCUGUAAAUGUGCAGCUGGUCAACGACUGGAAGAGCACUGCACUGAAACUGCAAGCUAUGGAAAAUGUGUAUUUUGUGAAGAUGGGACUUAUAACAGUGAACCCAGUUCUAAGGACUCCUGUGAAAUCUGCACAUCCUGCGGUCCAGAAAACGCUAAUUUAGAAGAAGACAGACCCUGCACCACUAUCCAAGACAGAACAUGUAGAUGUAAGAAAGGUCACUACUGCAAUACUGCAGAAGGAACCUGUAAAAUCUGCCAUCCCUGUACAAGAUGUUCUUCCAUUAAAGAGCACUGCACAGCCACCACUGAUACGGUUUGCAACGAGGAAAGUACAGGUCUAUCAGGUGGUGCAGUCGCUGGCAUUGUGAUUGCAGUUUUGUUUUUUGUCGCUGCUCUUGGAGUAGUAGUGUUCAGGAAGAACAUUCUGGGGUUUUUUAAACGAGACACAUCAAAUUCCCCUGGCCCUGUGAAUGACCCACUUCUUCCAGUGGAGAUGGAGCCGCACAUAGUGGACGUUGCAGAAAUAAUCGGCUGGAAAGAUAUGAGACAAAUUGCACUCGGCUGUCAGAUGGCAAAUUCCAUUGAGAAUGUAAAACUCAGCCACCCCAAUGACAGUGAAAUGUGGACCCAAGAACUACUGAAUAAAUGGGUGGAGCUGAAGGGCAGGCCUGCCUCAGUAGAGCUGAUCGCGACCCUGCGGAAAAUGGGGAAAAACAACAAGGCGGACAAAAUCAAAGAGAAACUGUAUCCGAUUGACUCUCCUGCACAACUUAGUUCUGCCUAAAUAUUUUUAAACUUUUAUGCUGUUAAUGAAAUAAUAGCAUGGAUUAUUUUUGCACAAUCAAACAUGUUUACGAUCUUUCAAGAUUAGAAUGUGCUUUUUUUUUAAAAAAAGAAAAUCUUUAUAUGAACUUUUUAAAUUUAGCAAAUGGACAAUCGCAAUCUAAAUGCUGAUCUAGCUGGUGGGAAAAUUGUGCUUUAUUGUAUUUUUGCUGUUUUGUUUUUUUUUUAAGUUCCUUCUGCUGACUUUCCGUUAAAUUCGUAAUUUUCCAGCAGGUUUACUCUGUAUGCACUGAAUGAAUAAUAACAAGUUCCAAUACGUAAGAGGUCAAAAAAUACUUAGCAGUUAUAGCAUGUAUUAUUUAACUUGUUUUUAAAAGAUUCAACAUAUGAUGAUCUAACAUUGUUGAGUGAGUUUUAUUUAGUCUUUCUGUACUCUGAUGCAUCUCACUCAAUACAAAUGUGAUCUUCCUUUGUAAUGUUAUUACUCUUUAAUUUCUGGACAUUAUUGUUGGUUUUUUUUUUGUUUAGAUUUUCUCUUAAAGAUGUUGAAAAUCUCAAAUCCACUUAAAUAAUGGGGGGGAAAAACUAAUUCACGUGGACAUCGAGCAUCAAUGGUAAUAUUUUGAUUAAUAAAAGGGAGAAAAAAACAA
Molecule: messenger RNA, 1684 nt
Organism: Xiphophorus maculatus (southern platyfish)
Lineage: Eukaryota; Metazoa; Chordata; Actinopteri; Cyprinodontiformes; Poeciliidae
Gene: fas
Product: tumor necrosis factor receptor superfamily member 6-like
Exons: 9
Coding region: 76-1035 (319 amino acids)
Biological process (GO): extrinsic apoptotic signaling pathway in absence of ligand; necroptotic signaling pathway; activation-induced cell death of T cells
Cellular component (GO): CD95 death-inducing signaling complex; external side of plasma membrane; membrane raft
Molecular function (GO): protein binding; tumor necrosis factor receptor activity
Source: RefSeq, a predicted model, not a curated record